Cydia amplana is the source of this 1205-nucleotide messenger RNA. RefSeq lists its product as uncharacterized. The coding region runs from base 18 to 1205 and encodes 395 amino acids. The record is from RefSeq and is a predicted model, not a curated record. The transcript has a single exon. Gene Ontology annotation, molecular function: nucleic acid binding; zinc ion binding. Lineage: Eukaryota; Metazoa; Arthropoda; Insecta; Lepidoptera; Tortricidae.
ACAUCUUGGCGACGAGGAUGGCGAAUUUCGUCGGUAAUUUAGGAGUGUUUGAUCACAAAUCACAGGACUGGCAAAUUUUUCACAGCCGACUUAGCCAAUUUUUGUUACUGAAUAGUGUAAGUGACGAUGCAAAAAAGUGCGCGGUGUUGCUAACUCAUUUCUCCGAGGAAUCAUAUAGAUUAACAAUCAACUUAUUGCAUCCCAAGAAGGUGGAAGACGUAAAGUUUGCGGAUCUAGUGAAAGUACUCAAUGAACAUUUUACUCCGAGGAGGUCGACGUUCGCUGACCGAGCGAAGUUUUAUGAGGCGACCAUAAAGACCGGCGAGAGUCUCGAAGAUUGGGCGGCUCGGCUAAGAGGGCUCGCGGUGUAUUGCGACUUCGGGACGGCGCUGGACAUCUUUUUACGUGAUCGUUUCGUGUUGGGGUUGAAGUCGGGUCCUGAGCGUGAUCGGCUUUUCGAAAAGGAUUCGUCAACGCUAACCCUGGCGCAAGCGCUGGAGGUGGCGCAGCAGGCGGCGUGCGCUCGGGCAGCGCGCGCCAACGUGGCGCAGGCGGAGCCGGUGCAGGUGAAGGAGGAGCCGGUAUUCCGCGCCAGCGCAGGCCGCGCUGGCGGCGCUCGCGCUACUUCGGGCAAUGGCGGCGGCGACGGCGCGUCUUUGUGCUCCGUCUGCGGCCGCAAGAAUCACGAUACAGCAAAGGGCCGGUUUAAGGGGUAUCGGUGUCAAAGUUGCGGUCAAAAAGGGCAUUUGAAAAAAGUAUGUGCGAAAAGGGGCAGUGGCGGCAAAUCUAGGCUUCACUGCAUACAAACGGAAUCGGACGACUCCGAUGGGUGUAAAGAAUGCGAGGUUUUUAAUGCAAGAAGGUAUGUCGAUAAUUAUAAACCUAUUAAAUUGCCUGUUACUCUUAGUGACGUACAAAUUUUGAUGGAACUGGAUUCCGGUUCGGGAGCGAGUGUUAUUAGUGACGAACUUUAUUCAAAGUUCUUCAAAAAAAGGAAAUUAUAUAAAACUGAUCUGUCAAUGUGUCUUUAUAAUGGCCAUAAGAUUUUACCGUUAGGAUAUUUUAGAGGGAGAGUUUGUUAUAUGUCAACCGUCAAACAUUUGAAAAUGUAUGUAGUUCAAAACGGCGGUCCUCCCUUGCUUGGCCGCGACUUCAUGGCAAAGUUUAAAAUUCGGUUGGUGUGUGACAAUAACAAAUCAAUGUGA